Messenger RNA from Pygocentrus nattereri (red-bellied piranha), 1600 nucleotides. It is a transcript of the gene emc7b, whose product is annotated as ER membrane protein complex subunit 7. The transcript has 5 exons. Gene Ontology annotation, cellular component: EMC complex. Lineage: Eukaryota; Metazoa; Chordata; Actinopteri; Characiformes; Serrasalmidae. Bases 151 to 864 code for a protein of 237 amino acids. The record is from RefSeq and is a predicted model, not a curated record. Gene Ontology annotation, molecular function: carbohydrate binding.
GGUAUCCUGUAGCUCGUAGAUACACUUCCGCUAUUCAGCUUCGAUGCUCUGCCUCUUUAGUAACUUACAGAGCAACCCAGACACAUCAAGAAACAAGAUAUUAUCUUUUCUGCACAGUAGAACAGCGUGUGUUGUCGUGUAUCUAACGCGAUGCAGCAUCUCAGAAGGUUGCUAGAUGCGUAUUUCGUGUUGCAGUCCGUGUUUGUGUUGUCGCGGUGUUUCUCUGAACCGGAGCCGGGGCCUAGUGCUGCGUCCCCGGCGAGCGGAGACCGCUUUAAGAUCGAGGGAAGAGCCAUCGUUCCUGGCUUUAAACCACAAGAGUGGGUGUCUUCAGCUCGGGUGCUUGUAGAGGGAGGAGAGUAUGUCGGGUUCUUAAGAACCGACGGAAGCUUUGCCGUGUAUGACAUACCAUCUGGUUCCUAUGUCAUUGAAAUUGUAUCACCAUCCUUCAGAUUUGAGCCUACUCGUGUGGACAUCACCUCUAAAGGCAAAAUGAGAUCCCGCUUGGUGAACUACAUUAAAACCUCAGAGGUUAUCCGACAGCCGUACCCUCUACAGAUGAGAUCCAGUGGACCACACACAUACUUCAUGAAGCGAGAGACAUGGGGCUGGACCGAUUUCCUUAUGAAUCCGAUGGUCAUGAUGAUGGUCCUGCCAUUACUCAUCAUCGUUCUGCUCCCAAAGGUGGUCAACACCAAUGAUCCUGAAAUGAGAAAGGAAAUGGAACAGUCCAUGAACAUGCUGAACCCCAACCCAGAAUUGCCAGAUGUUUCUGAAUUUAUGACCAAACUCUUCUCCAAGGGAUCCAGCAAGCCAGGUGGAGGCAGCAAAGGCAGUAGGAAUGCUGCUUUAAAGAGGAGGUAGUGCUAUGAACUGAAGGUUUUUUUUUUCUGUUUUCCUGUUUUGUGAUCUGUGUUUUAUUUUUCAUCUACAAUCUCUUAAGAUCAUAACCUAGGCUAACUUUGUGGGGUAACCAGCUUGAUUUGUCAGGGCUAUGUUUAAUGUUUGUAUUGUCCAGUUCAUGUCUUUUUUUUUUUUUCUUUUUUUUUUUAAUUAAAUGAUAUUCCAACCACAUGUAACAGUUAAUAUAUUUGUGUGUUGCACCUCCUGGAAUGCAUAGUUGAUAGGAAAAUAUCAUUUAAAACAAUUUUAAGAGGCACCAUUAAAAGUACAGCUGAAUUCAUUCUAUUAUGGGUCGUUGGACCAAGAUUUAUAUUUCUCGAUGUCCUUAAGACGGUAAUGUAUGCUUUUAUUGCUGCUGCAGCUGAGAUUCCUAAAACAGAUCCUCUUUAGGGUUGAGGCCGAUGCAGUUUCGGUCCCAUCGGAGCUGGAGCUCAGGGUAAAGUUGGUUGAAAUGUGUAAUGGUUUGUGGACCUUCAGAGUUUCAGUUCCAUUCUACAGUUCAGCCUAUUGUGAUUGUCAAGUUGACCCCAACCCAGUUUUCAUAACUACUUGAAGCAGAGCUUUUACUUUGAAAUAUUCCUUAAUAUUCUGUUGAAUUUGUACAUGACUGUGAAUGGAGAUGAUAAAUGCAUAAAAAUUUUAGCUAAGAAAUAUAAACAUAUUUAAACCGAAUGGUAAUAAAUUGUGAUGGACAUUU